This is a messenger RNA of Orycteropus afer afer, 708 nucleotides long. It is a transcript of the gene FGFBP1, whose product is annotated as fibroblast growth factor binding protein 1. Gene Ontology annotation, biological process: cell-cell signaling. The record is from RefSeq and is a predicted model, not a curated record. Gene Ontology annotation, molecular function: growth factor binding. The transcript has a single exon. Lineage: Eukaryota; Metazoa; Chordata; Mammalia; Tubulidentata; Orycteropodidae. The coding region runs from base 1 to 708 and encodes 235 amino acids.
AUGAGGCUCCAGAGACUCGCCCUGUUCUCCUUCCUCCUGGCUGCUCACGUGCUUUUGGCGGAAGGCAAAAAGGAAAAAGACCGGAAGAAGGCGCACAGCCCGGGGCACAGAGGGCAGUCGCGCAUGCGCCCGGCGGGGGGCCGCUUCCAGACCCCAGACCAAGCGGCGUGUACGUGGGCGGCGGCGGAGCAGGGCGCAGGCGCCACGCUCAAGGUUGCGUGCACCAGACAGGAAAAGCAAUUCAGCUGUUUCUUUGCGGGCAAUCCGCACUCGUGCCCAGAGUUUGCAAGCAAAAAGAGAGUCUACUGGCGACAAAUCGGCCGGGACCUAGUGCGGCAGACGAACAUCUGUGAGGACUCCAAGACCGUCCUGAAAACCAAGCUGUGCAGAAAGAAGUUUCCAGAAGCCCAUCUGAAGAUGGUGAACUCCACUCUGAUCAAAAAUAAACACUCCCCAGGGAAGUCCGGACAGUCACCUGUGGUCACAGAGGCCAAGAAGCUAACCACCACCACCCCCCCAAAGCCAACUUUGGUCAAGGCGACCGCCCCAGCAGGAGCCCGACAGCAGAACACGGGCAUCAGUGGUCCCGAGUGUGAGCAAGACCCCGACCUCCAGUACCAGAGGAAAUUGGCUGAGGACUACUGCGGGGAGUCCUGGGGCACCUUUUGCAAAUUCUUCCUCGCCAUGUUUCAGGACAAACCAUGCUAA